CUAGUACACCAUUAUGCCUUUGAAAUUGCCGCUACCCGCAGGCUUUUUUGAACGUCCUGCUCUCAAUGAGUACGACAUCCAACGCGUGAUUCGCGAAGCUACUUGCAGCGCCAUGUCUGUGGUGCACAAGACACAAUUGGUGGGCGGUCCCAUUGCGUGGAGCCUGCGGUCCGACGAAGUGGACGUCAAGAUCUACAAAGGGAGCCCCGUCGACGACAAGAGCGACGGCGUCGCCGCGUCUGGAGCUGUCGUGUACAUGAGCGUCACUGAGGUGGUCGGUACGCUGGACGAAGUCGUCGAGCUGUUUCAGACGCGCACCACCAAACAAGCCAAGCACUUUGCCACCCGAUUCGGCCAUCAACUCAAGGACGCGAUCAAGCUGUACUCGCUCGUUGAACCCACCGCGGACGCGCCGAUGGAAUUGGUCGACCUGACGUGGCGCGCGUACAAGAGCCCAAUGUCGCUCAUCGUGGCUGAACGCGAUGCGUGUCUGCUUGAGUGCAAUCAUGCGUUCACGUGCGACAACGGGCAACGCGGGUGGGUCGUGUCGGUUCAAUCGAUCGAGUUGCCGUGCUGCCCCGACCUGGAAGCGUUGGGCGGACUCGUGCGCAUGAUGAACUACGGCAGCGGCCACGUCUUUUUAGAAUCCAUGGACCGGCCUGGGUGGCUCGAGAUUCGGUACAUUGCACACGUGGACUUUCGCGGCAUCGCGUUCGAUUUCUUGACCAAAGCGUUGGCGAAACGUAAUCGGUCGUGGCUCACGCAACUCAACAUCAACGAAAUGGCGUCGCGGCGGCGAUGGGUGAGUGACAUUCACAUGACCAAACGGUGUCGCAACAUCACCGACAUCGACCGAUUCCUUCGAGAAGACCGCGUCUUCAGCGACGAACUUCUCCAAAGAAUGGAUACCCGCUUCCUUUCCAAAGCAUCUCUAGCCGCCGCCACAGCGUGCCAUCUCUGCCACGUUGAAUUUAGCUGGAAACACAGAAAAACAAACUGCGCCAAGUGUGGCCACGUUCUGUGCAAGUCGUGCAACCCUUGGUGGGCCACGACCAAGGACAGCACCACCAAACAAGUGCGCGCGUGCGUGAUCUGUGCGCUCGGACGCUCCACACACCAUUAUCGUCGGUCGUCGACGGCGUCGCAGAUAUCACUGCCACGCGGUUCGCGGGGAGGCUAUAAAGCCCACGAAGACAUGACCGAGGACUCGUCUGAUGACGGGUCGGCAACGUACACGAGCCAUUUUCCGUUGAUGGAGAGCAGUCAUUACUCGCGUACGAGUAUCGUGUUGGACGAUUACAGCGAAUACAGGAGUGUGAAAACCGUCGACGGCUAAGCAAGGAUGAGGAGAACUACUGGUAUUAUGAUGUAAAUGCAUGGAUUCGUGUUGGCAUGUAUGUAGGUUG
Molecule: messenger RNA, 1406 nt
Organism: Aphanomyces astaci
Lineage: Eukaryota; Oomycota; Saprolegniomycetes; Saprolegniales; Verrucalvaceae
Exons: 3
Coding region: 14-1336 (440 amino acids)
Molecular function (GO): metal ion binding
Source: RefSeq, a predicted model, not a curated record